Acaulospora morrowiae is the source of this 930-nucleotide messenger RNA. NCBI's taxonomy places the organism in Eukaryota, Fungi, Glomeromycota, Glomeromycetes, Diversisporales, Acaulosporaceae. The record is from the annotation of a GenBank genome assembly.
AUGAUUCCUCAACGUCAGAUUCUUACAAAAGAUGAUUUGGACAAGUUUCAAAAGUCAUCAGCAUACCAUGAAAUUUUUUCUUUUAUCGAGAGACUGAAUAAUUCAGUGAAGGGCCUAAAACUUAGUACAGAAUGUGCAGUUUCUCCGACCUUAAUACGUAUAUUGGAAAUACUGGAUAAAGUAGAUUCAUUUUGUAAGGAAAUUCCUCCAGUAAACAACGAAAAGAGUCGCUUCGGAAAUCCUGCAUUUCGGGAUUUUUAUGAUCGAGUCACCAAUUCUAGCACAGAACUUCAUGAAACCCUAACAUUACCUCCUUCCUCCAUACAAGAGGUUUCGCGGUAUUUUGUGGAAAGUUGGGGAAAUCGAAAAAGAAUCGAUUAUGGUACCGGACAUGAGGCUAAUUUUAUAGCUUGGUUAUUAUGCAUUGAAAAACUGGGACUGAUAGGACCCGAUGAUUAUACUUCAGUGCCAGCAGGAUCUCAUGGGGUAUGGGGAUUAGAUGACUAUCAUUUUCUACCUUUUAUGUUCGGAUCAGCUCAAUUAAUAGGUCACAAAUAUAUUCGGCCAAAAUCUAUUCAUGAUAAAGACAUCGUAGACGAAUUUUCAAAAGAAUACAUGUACUUGGCUUGCAUUAAGUUCAUCAAUUCAGUUAAGACUGCAUCUCUUCGUUGGAAUUCACCGAUGUUGGACGACAUAUCUGGAGAGGUGCUUGCAAAACUACCAAUAAUGCAACACUUCAUGUUUGGUUCUUUGAUACGUUUUGAGGGCAGUGCAGGCUCAGCCGCAGAUAAUGAAGAUGAUGAUCAUAUACACAUUCACGCUUUUGGACAGGAAUUUCCAGAUUGUUGUGGAAUAAAGAUUCCAAGUGCCGUUGGAGCAAGUCAGAUGAACAUAAGAGAAGGCACUUUUAAAAGAUUGCCAUUUGAUUAG